UACAGAUUGAAUUCUGAAAUUCUAUAUUGACUGAUGUUGAACAUUCUCCAAUCAGAAGGUAGUAAUGCUUCUAUAUACGAAACCUCUUCUAAAUUCUCUACCAAAUAAUCAUCGUCACAUCUUCUAGAUCAUCUCCUUUUGACCAUUUUCACGAAUCAUUUCAUAUAGCCACCGAUCGUCUCCUUUCUCACUCCAUUUCAUAAUCCAUAACUUCACAAUCCCCAUUGAAUCCCCUCAGAAUUUUCAAAAAUAUGCCCAUGGAUCGUUCCAGUUCAUGGGGGAGUCAAUCUCAAUCCGGAUCGGAAGACAGCAGCAGAGGACGAUCCAGCAACGCGGCGGUGUUAUCAAUCGAGUGUUUAAAAGGAACCUCCAGAGCCGAAGAAUGGACCGGCGAGAUGUUGGAGACCGGCGAUAUUGUGGAGGAGAUUAAGAUCGGAAACAUCAGCAUAACGGCGCCGUUUAAGAACGGGAAGAGCGGAGUACAGAAGAUCCUUCAUAACUCGUUUAAAUCGAAGGAGACUUCAAUCCGAGUUCGAAUCAGACGCGGAUCGGACGAGUUUGCUGAGUUGGUGGCGUGUAUUGUUCCGAACAACGGUUCCACCGGCGGGAAGAAACAGUACAUGUUGCGGUCGAUUGAUGAUCCAAAUUACACCGUCGGAUUUGUUGAUCGGACGGAAGCUGAAUGUUUAGCUUUGCAAGCUUCAAGAGGUUCAAGAAUGGAGAGUGCAUUAGCAGCAGCCCAACUCCACGAUGGAUACGUGGCAUACCCAUGGCAAAAACAAAUGCAAGAACUCCUCCCAAUUCCCAAUUCCAGCUGCUUCCUUUCCAUUCUAUUCCUCCCUAAAUCCUCCGAUUCCGUUUCCCAUCGUUACAACGACCUCGAAGACACACUUUCACGAGCAAACGCUUGGCACACCGCCUCUCAAGCUUCCGGUGUCCCAAUCGUCUUCAUGAACAUCCAAACAGAAUCCCUCCUCACCAAGAUUUCUGGAGAAACAGCUUCGUCUACUGUAAACACUGGAUCGUUGUCGGAUUUGGCAAAUCUCGCAAACGUGAGUUUAUACGGAUUUGAAGAUUAUCACGGGGUUGAUAUCGGAGUUGUGAGAGGUGUUCGUCUUUGGUUUGCGCCAAUUGGUGGAGAAGUUGCAGUCGAAAUUAAAAUCAAAGAUGGAGAUACAAAGCUCGGAUUCGCCAUAGGUCGAACACAAGAGGGAUUCAUUCAAGUUACGUCUGUUCUUGGAGUCGAAGAAGACUCGCCGGCGACUCGUUCAGGUUUGAGUAGUUUGUACGCAGAGGCUAAAAAGGCGAGAAAGCUUCUUGUGGUUUCGAGGAUAUCAAAUCAGAAAGUGCUUCCAUGGAUGGUUUCACCAGAAGGAGCGAUUAGAUGUUACGAUACUGUUUCGAUUAGCCAGAAGCUAUCGUUGCAUAGACACACGAAGGUGCCGAUUUCACUUCAUGUGUUUGCGUGGGAUCAAGAGGUGGCGAUGUUAGGAAACGCGAAUCUCAGAUCGCAAACUUAUGCUCCGGUGGUGUCGCAGCUGCCCAAAGAAACUCAGACUGCACAUUUAGCAACUGCAAAUGCAAAUCGAGGAAGAGAGAAUGAUGGAUCGAUGUUCGGAGUAGGUAGAGACACCGCCGGAGAAGAGUCGUUCCGAUUCCAUAAUUUUUCAGUGCCAAACAACUGGGUGUAAUAAUGUAACUUUGCGAAUUUACUGUAUUUAACCAUUGUAAAUACUAAAUACAAUAGCGUGAGUGAGUUCCAUUUGUGCAAAUUUACAAC
This is a messenger RNA of Lactuca virosa, 1780 nucleotides long. NCBI's taxonomy places the organism in Eukaryota, Viridiplantae, Streptophyta, Magnoliopsida, Asterales, Asteraceae. The record is from the annotation of a GenBank genome assembly.